Messenger RNA from Pongo pygmaeus (Bornean orangutan), 1944 nucleotides. It is a transcript of the gene CD1E, whose product is annotated as CD1e molecule. Gene Ontology annotation, biological process: positive regulation of T cell mediated cytotoxicity; antigen processing and presentation, exogenous lipid antigen via MHC class Ib; antigen processing and presentation, endogenous lipid antigen via MHC class Ib. The transcript has 6 exons. NCBI's taxonomy places the organism in Eukaryota, Metazoa, Chordata, Mammalia, Primates, Hominidae. Bases 70 to 1284 code for a protein of 404 amino acids. Gene Ontology annotation, molecular function: lipopeptide binding; endogenous lipid antigen binding; exogenous lipid antigen binding. The record is from RefSeq and is a predicted model, not a curated record. Gene Ontology annotation, cellular component: external side of plasma membrane.
UGUCUGUACAGCAAGGGAAGUCAGAUGAGUGUGCGAGAGGGUGUAGAGAGGGGUACUGAUAUCUGAAUUAUGAGGGCAGGUGUCCUGCCAAGGAAUCCUUCCUUUAACAGAGCUUCAAUGCUGCUCCUGUUCCUCCUCUUUGAGGGUCUCUGCUGUCCUGGGGAAAACACAGCAGCUCCCCAGGCUCUACAAUCCUAUCGUCUAGCAGCAGAGGAGCCCCUGUCCUUCCGCAUGCUCCAAACUUCCUCCUUUGCCAACCACAGCUGGGCACACAGUGAGGGCUCAGGAUGGCUGGGUGACCUGCAGACUCAUGGCUGGGACACUGUCUUGGGCACCAUCCGCUUUCUGAAGCCCUGGUCCCAUGGAAACUUCAGCAAGCAGGAGCUGAAAAACUUACAGUCACUGUUCCAGUUAUACUUCCAUAGUUUUAUCCGGAUAGUGCAAGCUUCUGCUGGUCGAUUUCAGCUUGAAUACCCCUUCGAGAUCCAGAUAUUAGCUGGCUGUAGAAUGAAUGCACCACAAAUCUUCUUAAAUAUGGCAUAUCAAGGAUCAGAUUUCCUGAGUUUCCAAGGAAUUUCCUGGGAGCCAUCUCCAGGAGCAGGGAUCCGGGCCCAGAAUGUCUGUAAAGUGCUCAAUCACUACCUAGAUAUUAAGGAAAUACUGCAAAGCCUUCUUGGUCACACCUGCCCUCGAUUUCUAGCGGGGCUCAUGGAAGCAGGGGCGUCAGAACUGAAACGGAAAGUGAAGCCAGAGGCCUGGCUGUCCCGUGGCCCCAGUCCUGGCCCUGGCCGUCUGCAGCUUGUGUGCCAUGUCUCAGGAUUCUACCCAAAGCCCGUGUGGGUGAUGUGGAUGCGGGGUGAGCAGGAGCAGCGGGGCACUCAGCGAGGGGACGUCCUGCCUAAUGCUGACGAGACAUGGUAUCUCCAAGCAACCCUGGAUGUGGCGGCUGGGGAGGCAGCUGGCCUGUCCUGUCGAGUGAAACACAGCAGUCUAGAGGGCCAUGAUCUAAUCAUCCAUUGGAGUGGAUAUUCCAUCUUUCUCAUCCUGAUCUGUUUGACUGUGAUAGUUACCCUGGUCAUAUUGGUUGUAGUUGACUCAUGGUUAAAAAAACAGAGUUCAAAUAAGAACGUUCUUUCUCCCCACACACCCAGCCCUGUCUUUCUCAUGGGAGCCGACACCCAGGACACCAAGAAUUCAAGACAUCAGUUCUGCUUGGCACAAGUAUCGUGGAUCAAAAACAGAGUAUUGAAGAAGUGGAAGACACGCCUGAACCAACUCUGGUGACAUUUGCUUUACCUUAUACAUAAAAUCCUUGUCUGCAUCUUCUUAAACACCAUCCAUGUCCCAUAAGGGAAGCAUGCUUUUAUUUAAACAGUUUGUACUAGCAAAGAUACUGACCCCUUUAGGAAUACUUUUUUCGCCAUCUUCCAGAGAUUUUUUUUUCCUGCUUUGUCUACAUAUCCAUCAUUGUUGAUUUUUCAAGCUAUAAUCCAGAUACUUCUUUUUCAUGGAUUCCCGGGAUCACCCAAUUGAGAGCUCUUCUGUACUCCCCAAAUUGAACUGAUCUUCACAAGCACAUUCAUCUUUUCCUACUCUGAACAGUAGUUAUUUAGAUUUUUACUCUUUUUUUUUUUUUUUUAAUCUCAGUUGCUUGAAAGUAGGAUUUAGGUAUUUGUGCCUGUAUUCAUGACCAAAAAUCUUAUCUGAAUUCAGGGCCGGCUUCAUAAGCAUGUGACCUGUGCAGACACAUGGAAUCUUAUGUUCUGCAGGAACCCAUGCUAGAUUUAAUGCUCUGCUGUUGUCAUCUUGGAAUCCUUAGUCAUUUUCAAACAAGAGAUAUUGUAUUUUCAUUUUUCACUGACCCCACAAAUUAUAUAGCUGACUCAUUCUGAAUGUAAUAUUUCUCAAUAAAUGCUGACUGAAAUAAAUUUGUUGUUAGAUAAA